CACGCCCACGUGUGACAUCGUCUCGCUCGGUCUCGUGACAUCGGUCAGCUGUUAGCAUCCAGACCCAGUCUCGGGUUUUAAAUGUCGUGUUAUUCUGUUCAGUACAAUAGUAAACUGUUCUGAGAUCAUCUCCACGGCCGCUGAGGAUGUUGUCUCGACUGCUGAAGGAGCACCAGGCCAAGCAGAAUGAGCGGAAGGAGCAGCAGGAGAGACGAAGACGUGAAGCCAUUACUGCAGCCACCAGCCUGACAGAGGCCAUGGUGGACCACCUCAACGUCGGGGUUUCCCAGGCAUAUGUAAACCAACGUAAGCUGGACCAUGAGGUGAAGACUCUUCAAGUGCAGGCGAGCCAGUUCUCCAAACAGACUGCUCAGUGGAUCGGUAUGGUGGAGGGCUUCAAUCAGGCCCUUAAGGAAAUUGGUGAUGUGGAGAACUGGGCGCGCAGUAUUGAGAUUGACAUGAGGACCAUUGCCACAGCUCUGGAGUACGUGCACAAGGGUCCGCUUCAGUCUGCUUCCUCAUAAACUACAUGGGAAACACUGGGAUGAUACAGAAAUCCACCUGACCCCUGCCACAGAGAUGCCAGCAGCAGGGACUCUGCUCGUAUGCACUCUCUCUGAUUGGGCUAAUGCUGAGGAUUAGUUUGUGCCGAGCAUCACUGCUUCAGUGGGAGCUACAGUAUAAACCAGGGCAGCAACACAGUGAGGCUGGAGUUCAAAGAUUAGAGAGUAAAAUGAAAUAGAUUUGGAAUCUGUGACAAAUAACAGGAAAUGAAUAAUUGUGUGGAAAACACUUGAACAUUAUGGAAUUGUUAAGGUUUUGCAUGUAACAACUUAGUAUUUUCUUUUAGUAAAAGGUUAAAGGGGCGCUGCAUCGCCAACUGUUUCAUUGUGUGGAGCAUAGACUGUAAAUAAUGAUGGACGACGUGUCUCCACUUCCUCCAAUUGUAAAAAAAAAGGUGGAGCUAAAAUAUCUCAGAUACAUGCUUGUGCUUUUAAAAUCGUUUGGAGCUUGAGUCUCUUCAGUAGAGAUCAUUGAAUGGAUCUCUUGAACAAUCAUGACUCAGUGUCAGCUGUCAAUCAUGACCUUUCACCCUGUUGUUAUAGCAUCAAAUGAAAAAUUUAAAAUCAAGCUUAUUUAAAACAUGAGCACUUGAACAUACAUCAGUGUGUUGAGAACUACUUAACAUGACUGCAUAUGGAGGAGGUUGGGUUUAUUAUCAUGCAUCCGGCCACCAGGGGGCCAUCAAGGGGACUUGGCUACAAUUUGGAGAGCUGACAUUUCGUCCAUAUUUAUAUACAGUCUACAGUCUGUUGUAUCUCCGCAAAGCAUUUAGUAAGAAAGGCCUUGUUGCAUCUCCUGAUACCUAAUGUAUGUCUAUUUUAAUUUAUUUUACAUCGGUGUAUAUUGAUGACUGCUUAACAUUUAGUUACCAUUUGGUGAUCGCACAUUUUAUUUUUAAUAAAAGUUGAGAAAGAU
This is a messenger RNA of Pleuronectes platessa (European plaice), 1479 nucleotides long. It is a transcript of the gene bloc1s1, whose product is annotated as biogenesis of lysosomal organelles complex-1, subunit 1. Bases 147 to 524 code for a protein of 125 amino acids. The record is from RefSeq and is a predicted model, not a curated record. Gene Ontology annotation, biological process: endosomal transport. Gene Ontology annotation, cellular component: BLOC-1 complex. NCBI's taxonomy places the organism in Eukaryota, Metazoa, Chordata, Actinopteri, Pleuronectiformes, Pleuronectidae. The transcript has 4 exons.